AAUGAUAUACAAAUAGCAUUAUUUCAAACGUUGAGUUAUAAUAUUUAUAAUAUUAUUAGUUUUGUUUAUUUUGCAAAUCUGGAUGAAAUUAGUGACAUCAUGAUAACCGCCUCCGAACCUUUGGAAUUUAUUCCUCGAGGUCGACAGGCGGUACUAACUCAUUAUGAAUCUCAAGGAGAUGCUGCUACAAGGAAUUUACAUUCUGAUACCUUUCUAACAAAUCAGUUGCAAAAUGUAGCAAUAUCUGAUAAUGAAAUUAAAAAUGUAGUACCUGAGGAGAAUUGGUCAAUCCGUGAGUGUACAAAAUCUUUCAUGAAGAAUGAUAACAAUGAAGAAUUAUUAAAUCCACCAGAUUGCUCUUGGGAAGAGGAACUUUAUUUUAAGGGAUCUACAGCUGUUUGGUCUAAAGGAUCCUUAUCCAGUUUAAAUUUAGAUAAUCAAAAUGAAUCCAGAAGUGUAAUAGCAUGUUAUACUUGUGAAUCUCCAAUUCGACAUGCCAUAUUUUGUAACUUUUAUUCCUCAAUUGAUAAUAAAAUAUUAAAAAAUAAUGUUAUGAACAUUGAGAUAGAUACAAAUGAAACAGAUUUAUAUUCUCCAAUUGGGGAAGCAAUACCUGCAAUUUGUAUUAUUGACACAUUCAAUAUUAAAGUGUUUACUGAAAAAGGUGAAGAUUUUAUAACAAGUUUACAGUUCCAAGUGCAAAAAAUAUGGACUACCAAAUUUGGAGUUUUAUUAGAGAAGGAUCAAGUACCUGACUUGGUUAGUAUGUCAAAGCUUCACUCCAACAUUUCUCAUGGAGAUGGGUUACAUAGAACUUCAGAAUCUCCUAAAUUACCAACGUUAUUUUCUUUAUCACAUCCUUUAGAUGAGAUGUGCCCUCUUAUAAUGAAACAUAGUUCUGGCGCCUAUAGUUACUUCAAUGAUAAAACUAUGAAGGUAGUGUUCUCAUGUGCCGAUCCCAGCUUAAUUUUAGUAUAUGAUGUAAGAAGCAAUUUACAUAGUGCAUAUCGUUUAAGAAGAGCUCGAAGACGUGAAUUUCAGGAUCUGUGCACAACUUUAUGCCAGCAAAGUUCAGCCACAUCAUUAAUGACACAUUUAGCAAAUAAUAGUUCAAGCAUGGCACAGUUUGGUGAUUCCAUGAAAAUGCCAAUUAGCAUAUUACAUAGCAAACAUAGCAGUAUUGGAGGGACUACUGUUGCAGGUUCCAGCCCAUUUUCCAGUCCAGGGCUAUUUGCUUCUCCACUUCCUUGUUCCUCAUAUAGCACCCCUUUUGGCACACCCAGUCAUACUGGAUACAAUUCUAGUCCAUUUUCUAAUGUCAGUCGAAGUGCAAUUGGUGUUGGAACUGCAUCGUCAUUAGCGCGUCUAAGUUUCCAAAGAGCUCAAUCACCACUAAAUUCCAUUAGUCAAGCAGGAACAACUACAAAUAGUAUGUCUAACAUAUCAUCACUUCGAGAUAUAACAAUGGGAAGCAAGGCUCCUCUAGAACACCCUGCGACACAAGCCAAACCUCUAUAUCCUGAUUUAUGUUUAGAAUAUGUUUGGACAGAAUCCCAAACUCCCAAAAGACUGCCUGCAGCAAAUAUACCAUUUGAAGAGCAAGCAUCCCAUUGUUUUCUCCAUACAGAUUUAGUUGGAUUGACAUACUUGUGCUAUCUUCAACCCAUAAAGAUGUGUUUAAAUAUUGUUAGAAUCUUGAAUGCUAAUGAUCCGAUUAAAUUAAUAUUUAGCACUGCUACUGCAAUUACUGCUAAAGAUGCAAUUGCGUUACCUAAAAUGAAAAUGAUACUUGUGUUGGAUGUUUCAAACAAUCUAAUUUUAUAUUCUGGUAGCAAUUCUGUGGGAAAAAUUCAUGUUUCUGGUGUUUUAUCUUCAGAUUUUGUACCAGGAAUAACACCAACUUUAUCCUGUUCUUUUGCAUCAGGGUCACCUUUUCCAAGGCGAAGCAGUCUUUUGCCCUCCUCUCAAUCUUUACCUGAUAAACAUUUGGAAGACUUUCAUGCAAUUUCCCCAGUAGCACCAGUAAAGGCAACAAGAUCAGGCUUAAGAAAAAUGGCUUCUGGUAAUCAAUUUAUUAUACAGGGUUUGAGAGAUUCCAUUGGUCACCAUGUAUCAUUGCGAUAUCCUUCUGAUAAAUAUUAUAGAAUAACUAUGCCACCUAUAUCAACUUGUGCUUUUAUAAAAAAAUGUUUGUCUGUGCUAAGACAAAUUCUACCAAGAGAUUUAGCAAUGUUGUUAAUGAUCAGGUGGUAUGGAGUGAGGAAUGCUCCGGGCUCUCAAAAUAUCAGUGUAAAAGAAGAAUGGGAAUCAUUUCAAAACUUGCUGCUAAAACUUCUGGGUUAUGAUACAAAUAGCCUUAUUCUAACACAAGAUUCAAAUAAAACUCUUGAUACAAAGCCGGAGCCCAAAAAACCGAAAACGUCUUAUGAACCUUCAAAUGCUGAUUGGGAGUAUCUAAUAUCAUCAAAACGCCAUUGCGAAUUAUCAAACUCAAUAAUAAAAGUUAUGAAAUUUAAACCAAACUCUUUAAAACAAAAUGCACAACAGGAUUGCACUAUGGUUAUGCAAGGAAUAAAAAUAAAUACUGAAGCACCACUUUUUACAAACUUACCUAUAAUAUUAUUUUCUUUGCAUUUGAUGUAUGAAGAACUCAAACUGCUCAGCGAUUAUGAGUCCCACCUUAAACCCCUGGCCAGAUUGUUAAAUCAACUAUCAUAUGAUUUAAGAUUAUCCAAAUAUACAGAACAUUAUUGGAAAGAUUUUCCAGAAUGUUGUAAAAUGAAAAUGCAAUUCAAUGAUUCUCAGUUGACUGAUAGUUGUCUGAAGAAAUUAACGUACCCAAGUUAUAUGAUGGAAAGGCCAGCAGAGAUUUUUAAGCAAGUAUAUGAUAUUUUGAAUUUAAAUCGACCAUUGGCUUUUCCUUUUAUAUGUGGUGUGAACCAAAUAUCUAAAAUACUUGUGCAGUUAGCAAAUCUAUUAGUAAAUAAAACUAAUAAUUUACAAGAUUUGGAAAACUGUAUCAAUAAAAUUCCUACACAAGGAGCAAAAUAUGAAUCAAACGAAAUUAAUUUUAAAGACAUCCCAAGUUUGAGUACUGCAAGUUCUGUUGGAGAAAUUGCUGUAUUGUUUAUGAAUGCUGUGGGUCUUACGCUGCGAAAGAUAUCACAUUUGCCGUCUAGUUUAGGAUUAAUGUGCUAUUGGGCGAUCGAAAGUUGUCGAGAGUAUCCACCUACCAACUGGAAUUCGGAAGCUUAUGCAUUGAUAUUACGUCAAGAUCUUAAUACAGACUAUGCAAAGAGAGAAUUGAGCAUUCACUGUGAAACAUCAUUAUCACCACAAAGAAAUUUAGUUCCCGAUUCAUACAAUGUUCAAUCUACAAAUCCUGAAACAGCUGAAGCAGAAGAUGGCAUGGAAAAUAUAGAGACACAAUUAUUAAGAUUACGAUUUCCCAAAGAUUUGCGUAUAAAUGAAAUUCGAAGAAUAUUGCACAGUGCAACACCUGUUACAAUAGACAUAACACAGUCACCAGAUGUAACCGACCAUGAAUUUAUUGAAGAGCAGGAAAAACAAUUAUAUUCAAUUACUACAAGAACGAUGGCUCUUCCCGUUGGAAGAGGAAUGUUUACUUUGCGAUCGACUUCUCCUUGUACAACGGAACCACUUCCGAUUCCUAAGUUAUGUUUGACUGGUAAAGCCCCUCCGCGCGGCGUUACUAUUGACUUAUCGCAUAUAGAGGUUCCACCUCAAAUGAAUGUGUGGCCUUUAUUUCAUAAUGGCGCUGCUGCUGGACUUCGAUUAAGACACGAUGACUCCGAAACAGCAAUAGAAUCAAUAGAUUCCACUUGGAUUGUUUACAAUCGCCCUAAAACUAACUCCACUGCAAAUAAUAAUAACAAUAAUAAUAACAGUAAUAGUAAUAAUCCAGAUUCUGCUUCUGAACAUGCUGGUUUUCUUAUGGCAUUAGGACUAAAUGGACAUCUGAAGACACUGUCAUAUAUGAGUGUUUAUGAAUAUCUGGUUAAAUGUAAUGAAAUGACUAGUGUCGGAUUGUUGCUAGGAAUAUCUGCUACUCAUAGAGGGACCAUGGAUAUUUCUACAACAAAGCUAUUGAGUAUACAUUUGGAAGCCUUAUUACCACCUACAUCUAUUGAACUAGAUAUUCCGCAAACCAUACAGGUUGCUGCUCUACUAGGUGUAGGUUUAGUAUACCAACGUACUGCAAACAGACACAUGGCUGAAGUUUUGCUCUCUGAAAUAGGACGCCCACCUGGUCCUGAAAUGGAGAACAGUGUCGAACGUGAAUCUUACUCUUUAGCGGCUGGUUUAGCACUUGGUCUGGUUACUCUUGGACAUGGAGGUGUGACUUCUGCUUUGACAGACCUAGCAAUUCCUGAUACUCUUCAUUACUACAUGGUGGGAGGAAAUAAAAGACCACUUACAGGAUCCCAGAAAGACAAAUAUAAGCAGCCAUCAUUUCAAAUUCGAGAGGGCGACAGUGUUAAUAUUGAUGUAACUGCUCCUGGUGCUACAUUAGCACUUGGACUAAUGUUUUUUGGAACUUCAAAUCAAACUAUUGCUGAUUGGAUGAAACCAGCAGAAACUCAUUAUAUGUUAGAUUUUGUUAGACCCGAUCUUUUAUUACUCAGAACCAUAUCAAGAGGUCUUAUAUUAUGGAAUGAAAUACGCCCAACUGAAAAUUGGAUAGAAGAUCAAGUACCAGUAGUAUUUAGAAAAUAUUGUUUAUGCACUCCAAACCCAGAUUAUCAAGUUGAUGUGGAUUAUGAAGGAUUGAAUCAAGCAUAUUGUAAUAUUCUGGCUGGAGCUUGUUUCUGUAUUGGCUUAAAGUAUGCAGGUUCGAAUGAUCAGAAAGCUUACGAACUAUUACUGAAGUAUACACAAAGAUUUAUGCGGCUUGGAGGACGCGCUAUAGCUGAAUUGGCCGGAAAAUCAACCAUUGAAACUUGUAUGAAUUUAAUACUGAUAUCAUUAGCCAUGGUAAUGGCUGGGUCGGGUGAUCUGAUGACCCUUCGUAUCUGUCGAUUGCUAAGGGCCAGGGUUGGGGUAGCUGGCACCGCAACUGCUACAUAUGGGUCACAUCUAGCAACGCACAUGGCAGCAGGAUUGUUGUUAUUAGGAGCCGGGCGGUAUACACUGAGCACCAGCCCUGAGAGUGUAGCAGCUCUGGUUUGUGCAUUCUUUCCCAAGUUUCCCACUCACAGUAAUGAUAAUAGAUAUCAUUUACAAGCAUUCAGACAUCUUUAUGUGUUAGCAGUAGAACCACGAAUUCUAAUACCUCGUGAUAUAGAUUCUGGAUUAUUGUGCUAUAGUAAUGUUACUGUAGUUUACGCCGAUUCUAAUUCAGAAGAAAAAUUGAAAGCUCCUUGCUUUCUACCAGAAUUGCAUAAGUUGAAAAAGGUUCAAAUUGAUGAUGAAAGAUAUUGGCCUAUUGUUUUUGAAAGAGAGAGAAACUGGGACUUACUCAGGAAACUUUUAUCUAAUUGCUAUUGUUUGGAUAUAAAACAACGUGCCGGAUGUUUACCUUAUGAAGAAGAUCCAGAAGGCUUUAAAACACUUGUAGCGCAAACAUUAACAACAGACGUUUCUAAUAUUUGGAGUGUGCUAUCUGAUAAUAUAUUUUCCUUUUCAAGUGAUCCUGCAGUUUUGAACUUUACUCAGCAAUUUUUAUCAUACAAUAAAGAUAAAAUUAGCCGUUCCGAAAGAGAUUUGAUAGAAAAAUUAUCAAUACAAACAUAUGAGUGUGUUACUAGAGAUAUGUUACAUAUAUUACCUCAAAGAAUUAGCUUAAUAAUGUGUCUUCAAGACUUCAAAAAUAAUCCUACAGUAUAUGCAAUAUGGCAAAUGAAAUUAUUGUCUAGUCUUGUGGAGACUUGUUCUGUACGUAAUUCUAUGGAAAGAUUAAUUUCUCAUGAAACUGCAUUAUCUAUGAUACAAUUUAAUGCAUAA
Messenger RNA from Ctenocephalides felis (cat flea), 5964 nucleotides. RefSeq names its product anaphase-promoting complex subunit 1 (gene shtd). The record is from RefSeq and is a predicted model, not a curated record. Lineage: Eukaryota; Metazoa; Arthropoda; Insecta; Siphonaptera; Pulicidae. Gene Ontology annotation, molecular function: molecular adaptor activity. Gene Ontology annotation, cellular component: anaphase-promoting complex. The transcript has 30 exons. Gene Ontology annotation, biological process: anaphase-promoting complex-dependent catabolic process; metaphase/anaphase transition of mitotic cell cycle; protein K11-linked ubiquitination. Bases 100 to 5964 code for a protein of 1954 amino acids.